AUGGCCGACCCAGGCCCUGCCACCCACGGCGGCGAGCCUGUCACGGCACCUAGCACUCCUACUGCUGGAAAGCGAGCGCCUCCUCCCUCACCCCUCAAGCCCCGCAACACUCUGGUCGCCACUGCCGCCCAGCAGAUCGAGCUUACUCGUGUCUUAGCGGAAAUGACCACCGACGCUGACGGCACGAUCGGCCGCUACAACCGCAAGCUCCGAAGCCCUUUCCGGCCCUCUCAUAUUCCCUCGCCCUCAGGCUUUCCUUCUCCCUCGACGCCGUCCAGGACCUCUCCCUCCUCUACCUCCAAGUCGGGACAGUCACCCAAGCCAUCGCCUCAGCAGUCACCCAAGUCAUCGCCUCAGCAGUCACCCUCUUCGUCGGCCCAAUCCACGCCCGCCAAAUCUCGUCUCACACCCAAGCCUAAUCGCCCGAAACUCAGGAUCAAGUCCAGGUCCAGCCUGACGCCGCCCCAGCGCCCCUCCGCACCUACUCCCGGCUCGGAGUUCAGCAUCUCGCCGCGUACGAGCACACUCGCCGGGGGACUACUCUCUCUCAGCCAGGUGCCUACUACCCCGACUUUUACUCCCUCAAACUCACCAACCAUAUCUCCCUUCCACGGCUACCACUCUGUUCCCCAUCCCGCGAGCCGCACAACGGCGGCGACAGACCUCCGCCUCGGAGAGGACGUGUUCGGCGCGGUCCUCCUCUCUGAGGGAUGGGGGGCAUCUCCAAUCCCCGCCGGCGUCAGCGGGCGUAGUCGUGCAUACUGUUUCAGUGGGGAGUGGCUCGCGCGGGGGGACUACAGUGACGAGACGUUCGGGUCCCCGAGCGGCGAGCAACAAGCGGACCUCGACCACCACUGGGCCGAGAAGGAGGACUACAUCGACAAGACAUGUACCAGCAUCCACAGCUCAGGCUCGCCUCUUGACCGCAUGUACCGCCGUAUACGGCAGGACGCUCCCAGCCCGCCAAGUAUUGUCUUGGACGCCAACACCAAUGCGAGCUUGGACAUUGACGACAUCAACGACCUCAUGUACCGCCGCACGCGCCAGGGCGCUCCCAGUCCCCCGAGCAUCCUUCACCCUGGCACAAUCAUCACGACCGUUACUUUCGACUCGCCGCUCACCUCGGAGGCCUCUGAUGAGAGCCAGCACUUCAACACCUUCGGGAGAGCUGUGGUCGGUGACUACGGCCUCUUGGCGGACCAGAUGAACAACCUGGGCAUCUCUACGGAAGACAUGUUAGUGCAAGAUCUCGGGGAGGGCAGCUCCACCCCCUUUCGGGGUCUGGAGUCGGGAACCGAAAGCCCUCCUGCCUCACCUGGGCACGGCCACGUCAACGACAGCGACUGGUCGCUGGACCCGAUCGCGGUGGAGGACGAGGUGGACAACAGCCUGAUCCUGCCAGACGGCAUCUUUGCGGUUGCCCUGGCCCACGACGACGGGCUUGACUGGGUGGCCGACCCAAGCACUGUUGAAGACGCGGACCAGUUGCUCGUGAGCGUCAACCCGAACGUCGUCGCGGGUAAUGCCAACGACGUCAGCGUCGACAGCGCCGCCUCAGACCCCUUCUUCACGUCCCGCUUCGGCUCGGUGUUCGCCCAGCACCGCACCCAGCAGCUGCCGGCUUCCCACUCACGCUGGCGCUAUGAUCCGCCUAGCUUUAGCGAAUACCUGUCGUGGUGGCGCGCGACGCCGACUGCAUCCUUCUACUUGUUUGAAACCGCGGCGCCAGACGUUGUGCUCUCGAGCUCUCUCAUCGCCUCCACAGUCCAGGCCCUGAGCGAGCAAGUGUCCACCACGACUUCUGACGUCGACGAGAGCACCGUACACCAAGCGCCUGUCCCGCUCGACCUGAACGAAGGUCGCAUCACCAUCACAGUGUUUGAGGGGGACGCUUCGACCUCGGUUGUGACGCUCAGCGAGACCAUUCCUCCUCAAAUCGACCCGUCCGUCGACUCGGCCAACCUGGCUUCCUCACACUCUCCCGUCAUCGCCGCUUCAGUCACCUACCUCGGCGAACAGGAGAACGCAACGCCCACAACCACUCGCAUCAGCGACGACCUUCUCCCCACCCCUCCCCCUUUUCGAAUGGGUGAGGACCCAAUCCGCGUCACACCUCCCAAGGAGACUCUGCCUAUUGGACACGGCCGUCCUGGCAGCAUCUCAACGGCGUGGCAGAACGAGUGCUCCUCCUUGGACUGGUCGCCGUCUGCACGCGGAUCAACCCACCAGAACAGCACCAAGCGCCUCCGCCGCGUGAAAGGUGACCCGCUGGUUACCGUGCACGAACGAGAGAAGCUGGAGAGCUUCAAGUUCGGCACGGAGACGCACAAGCGCACGGCGUCAUCGCCCCCGGUCAUCGGCACUGAGUUCGGACAGCCUUGGACGCAGCAGGGUGACCACAUGAACUAUCGGGGUUUUAUCGACCCCCUGUCACCCGCCCAACCCCUUUCACCUGUACGCAUGAGACACAGGAAGCGUAUCAGCACGCCGCCCCAGUUGCCGGACGUUGAGGAGACGUCAGAGGACGACGAGGCGAUGAGUCAUGGCUGGAGGAGCAAGUACACGCGCUACACGGCCGUGCGGCCUCUCAGUGACGAAGAAGAAGAAGAAUCGACCCAGGACUUUCAGGAUGUUCCCAGCGAAACCAUUGAAGCUGGUAACGCACGCUCCGACUUGGAGUCGAACGCGGACUCUGACUCGGAGAACUCGGAAACCGAUAAUGACAUGAUCCUCCACGACAACGACUCGAGCGAAGACUUACCUCUUCCACCCGCGCCUCGCCCGGCUCAUCGUGUUCUUCCCCCACCUGACAUCAGGUACUCUUACGGGGGCGGGAGCGGUAUCACCCCGGCCGCUGAGAUGGAGCAGCAUGUUGUCCUCUGGCGGUCGAAGCUUAGCCUCGAGGGCCUCACGAAGUCCAUUGAAACUGCUAUGGGCGAAUCUCCACCUGCAAUUGCCAGCGCACCGAGUAAAUCAAUUGACAACGAGUCCCAGGGACACAGAAUCCACAGCCCAGCCAUCCCGGAGGAGCCCUACAUCGCCCAGCCCACUGACGUCGAGGGGGAGAUGAGCUCCUCGCAGGAGCUAUCCCCCGCCCCGACCGACCAACCACUCCCUACGGUCUCAACUGUCUCUACGGUCUCUACGGUCCCUGUUCCAGUCGAGCGCCGCCGUCUCAGGUUCCGUGAGCGGCUUCGCGCUUGGGCCGAGCGUCUGAGGGUUCAGGGUCCAGGCCGCGAGCCCUCAUCUUCGCGCAAUCCCGACAACAACGGCGCGCACGGGUCGCUGCCGUCGCCGACUACCAUCAACUACUCCCGUUUUCCGAACCCCAACCACCACAACUGGAACAGAAUCAACGCCACCACCGGGAACCGCCAGAACGUGGGCUCUAUGGACACCACUACCGUGCCGAUACAGCGCCGCUCUCUCCGCAAGAAGAUGCUAAGCACCUGUUCGGCGACGGUUAAGCGCUUCUGGCGCUAG
Cutaneotrichosporon cavernicola is the source of this 3483-nucleotide messenger RNA. RefSeq lists its product as uncharacterized. Bases 1 to 3483 code for a protein of 1160 amino acids. The record is from RefSeq and is a predicted model, not a curated record. Lineage: Eukaryota; Fungi; Basidiomycota; Tremellomycetes; Trichosporonales; Trichosporonaceae. The transcript has 3 exons.